Messenger RNA from Poecilia latipinna (sailfin molly), 2065 nucleotides. Its product is annotated as CD82 antigen. The record is from RefSeq and is a predicted model, not a curated record. Lineage: Eukaryota; Metazoa; Chordata; Actinopteri; Cyprinodontiformes; Poeciliidae. The transcript is spliced from 9 exons. The coding region runs from base 190 to 960 and encodes 256 amino acids. Gene Ontology annotation, cellular component: plasma membrane.
UCCGUUCACACUCACACACACUCACACACACUCAUCCCACAGAAAAAGAGGCAGAGACAAACACCCAGUUUUCUUUCUCACGGACUUUUUGCGUCCCACAUUCAGCAGGAGCGCGGAUCCACUGAGGACGUCUGCAGACCGACUCGCAGCUCGCAAUUCUCUGCAAAGUAGCUCGGCCCAAUCACAGCCAUGUCGAAAGGAUGCAUCACAGUCACCAAGUACUUCUUAUUCCUCUUCAACCUCCUCUUUUUUAUCUUCGGAGCGUUGAUCAUGGGCUUUGGACUGUGGAUACUCUUCGAUAAGGAAAGCUUCAUAGCCGUGCUACAAGAAUCUUCUGACACGGUGAAGGUGGCUUCGUAUAUCCUCAUCGGAGUCGGAUCUCUGACGAUGGCCAUGGGCUUCUUCGGCUGCAUCGGAGCCAUCUAUGAAAUCCGCUGCCUGCUGGGACUGUACUUCACCUGCCUUCUGCUCAUCCUCAUCGCUCAGGUCACUGCUGCUGUUCUCAUUUACGUACAGAGAGAUCCGCUGAAACAUGAGAUGUCCGUCAUCAUUAGAGGGUUGAUAGUGAACUACACGGGUCAGAACAAAACCACGGAGCACGCCUGGGACUUCGUUCAGAGGACGAUGAAGUGCUGUGGCUGGACUGGACCAGGUAACUGGUCUGAGAACAUUUUGAUCAAGAACGGCACACAGAAGCUGUACUCCUGCUCCUGUCGUAACGACACCAUGCCGGGAACCGACAUGAAGGAGUUUGGCCUGUGUGAGCACCUGUCAGAACAGCCGCCUGUCUUUGAAAUGGGCUGUAUAACCAGCGUGGAGAAAUGGCUGCUGGAUAACUGUGGGAUUAUCCUGGGGAUCUGUAUCGGGGUGGCUGUUGUGGAGCUCCUGGGGAUGAUCCUCUCCAUGUGUCUGUGCAAGAGCGUCGUCCAGGAGGAUUACACCAAAGUACCGAAGUACUGAGCCGAGCAUGAAGCAGCCCGUUCGACACAGAUGGACCGACUCCCCUCCGCCUCUCCUCCACACACACACACACAUAAAGAAAUUAAAACAGCUGUCUUCGGUUCUCGUGUCUCGACAGCUGUGCAGAUUUCUCACACACUCAGCCAACAUGUCCCACUCAGUAACUCACACUCGGCUCUCAGUCAUCCUCGACACACACGACGGACUCAUUUGAUGGCAUUUUUUUUAAGGCGAAGAAUUUGUUGUUUAUGACGGAGUAUUGGGGCCAUAUUAAGAAAAAAUUCAGGGUAUUAUCAGCCUGGCGGGCCGCCAGGCUUAUAUUGUUUUUUUUUCUUUUUUGUAACCAUUCGCCAACUGCAGCCGUCUUUGUUGCGUUGAGUAUUUCACUGGCAGAGCAGAAACGGUCCUGAAAGAUGUUUUUAUAGUUCAUAAAGUCGGGAGCGCACCAAUCACACCGCUGCCGUCUCGCGCGCCGGUGCGGCUGGAUCUCUAAAGUUUCGGAUCGGAUCGGAUCGGAUCUAAAGCCUCCUUUCACUUAAGCUGGACACAGGCUGACCUGUAUGGACCUUUACAUGAAUCCCUUGAGGACUCGUGUUUCUUUGGAGAAUCUACGUCACGGUAUGAGUCAAAUUUAAAAGCCGCUGAGUUUCCUCUGCUUGCAAAGCUCGAUGAGAACCGCUGAUGGAGGCGCAUGUUGAGCGAGCGGUGAGAAGGAUUUAUCUUUGUGAACAGAGAAUUACAUCUCAACACGCUGCCCGGCGAAUGGCUCUGUGUCUGAUUCAGUUAAUGUAGCCGUUUCUUGGUUAGAUGGCACGUUGGUGGUUGAGCGUUUUUUUAUUUUGGAUUUGAUUUAGGGGCCCCUAUUGCUGCCAAGAACAUCAGCAUCACUAACAGUAUUUCACCUUGGAUUUAGCAAAUUAUGGGAGAAGAAGGUAGUUUAAUUGGCCAACAUAAAAAGCAAUUAGUUAUAAUUGUAGUUUAGUAAUUUGUAUUUGUGAACAAACAGCUCAAUCCCACAGAUUAAACUCAGAGGGUCAGAUUGUUGCUGUGGAUUUAUGGAGUUCUGAAGUUUUAAUUUGGAUUAAACAGAAGUGCAAAUAACUGA